GGGGAAAGGGCGGGGCCGGGGCUGCCGCGUCAGGGCUGCCGGGCCGGAGAGGCUGGAGCCCCUGCCUGGGGGGGAUUGCUCCUCUUUCCUUUGGGUGCUGCAAGAGGACGAGCCUUAGGAAAGGAAGGGGAGGUCAGGAAUCUGGCCAGGUUCCAAAGGAGGCUUCCAAAACUCAGCUUGGAUUGGGAUAUUCCAGGUGUGCAGGAAGACGUGGACCUCCUUCCCUCCCCUGUGGAGCUUUCGGUAAGGAACCUGUGCUGCUCACUGCACAAACCUGCUCGGCGUUAAAAGCAUUCAAGGAAACUGGGGGAGGGUGUAGAGAAGAAGUCUUGUGACAAGUUGUAAGGAAGGAAAGGCCUGGAGUCCGGCCGUGUUCUAAGGGAAGCUUCUAGGACUCAGCUUGGAUUGAGAUAUUUCAGGUGUGCAGGAAGAAGUGGAUCUCCUUCCCUCCCCUUGAAGCUUUUGGAGGGAGAGAUCAGUGUGCUCACCAGGAGCUUGGCCAUGUUCUGAAGGAGGCUUCCAGGACUCAGCUUGGAUUGGGGUAUUCCAGGUGUGCAGGAAGAAGUGGACUUCCUUCCCUCCCCUGUGAAGCUCUUGGAAGGAGAGGCUAGUGUGCCCACUGGGGAUCUGGCCAUGUUCUGAGAGAGUUCUCCAGGACUCAGCUUGGAUCCAGAUUGUGCAGGUGUGUGGGAAGAAGUGGCCCUGCUUGGUUCUACUGUGAAGCUCUUGAAUUAUGGCAAGUCCAAGAACAAGGAAAGUUCUGAAGGAAGUCAGAGCACAAGAUGAGAACAAUGUCUGUUUUGAAUGCGGUGCAUUUAAUCCCCAGUGGGUGAGUGUGACCUAUGGAAUUUGGAUCUGCCUUGAGUGCUCAGGAAAACACCGAGGCUUGGGAGUUCACCUCAGUUUUGUGCGUUCUGUAACCAUGGAUAAAUGGAAGGAUAUUGAGCUGGAGAAAAUGAAGGCUGGAGGUAAUCGCAAAUUCCGAGAGUUCUUGGAGUCUCAAGACGACUAUGAUCCCUGCUGGUCAAUGCAGGAGAAGUACAACAGCAAAGCUGCAGCUCUUUUUAGAGAUCAGGUAGCUACAGUAGCUGAAGGCAAGGAGUGGUCCCUUGAAACUUCUCCUGCCAGGACCUGGACCCCACCUCAGCCUAAAAUGUCUCUCUCUUCCACUCAUCGGAGUUCUGCUGGGCAGUCUCAGACUGCAACUGCUUCUUCUGACAAGGCUUUUGAAGACUGGUUAAAUGAUGAUGUCAACUCCUACCAAGGUGGCCAAGAGAAUCGCUACGUGGGGUUUGGAAACACAGUAAACCCUCCGAAAAAAGAGGAUGACUUCCUGAAUAAUGCUAUGUCUUCAUUGUACUCGGGAUGGAGCAGUUUUACAACCGGAGCAAGCAAAAUUGCCUCAGCUGCCAAAGAGGGUGCUACCAGAUUUGGAUCUCAAGCAAGUCAAAAGUUUUGGGGCUACAAGCAGCAGCCAGAGCCGGCAUCAGAGUUAGGUCAGACAUUAAAUGAAAAUGUUCUCAAACCUGCACAGGAAAAGGUGAAGGAGGGGAAAAUAUUUGAGGAGGUCACCGUGGGGGUAUCGCAGUUGGCCAGUAAGGUUCAGGGAGUUGGAAGUAAGGGAUGGCGUGAUGUCACCACUUUUUUUUCUGGCAAACCAGAUGAUAAUUCUGAAAGACCAGCUGAGGGAGACAGCUACCAGAACAGUGGAGGGGAGGGCUACCAGAACAAUGCUGUAGAUCAAAGCUUCUGGGAGACCUUUGGCAGCUCAGAUCCACCAAAAGCUCACAAGUCUCCAAGCAGCGAGAGCUGGACCUAUGUGGACAAUUCCACAGAGAAGAAGAGUUCCGAUAGCUGGGACGUGUGGGGCUCAGGAACAGUCUCCAACAACAAGAACAGUAACAGUGACAGCUGGGAGAACUGGGAGACCAACUGGGAGAACGCAGGAGGGGAGAGCAAGACCAAAAAACCUCCUAAAGCAACAAAAAAGGCGUCUUCAGCUGAUGAUGGGUGGGAUAACCAGAAAUGGUAGAACUCUGUUAACCCUGUUUUGCACAGCUAGGAAAGGGAGGCUGUGCUGGCUGAUUGAGGGGAGACAGUUUUACAUGCAACUGGAGUAUCUUGGUUGACUUUCCUGAUCUUUCCUUUUGUGCUUCCCAUUCAUUCUCCUUUUUGCUGUCUCGGUUUAUGGAAAAAAAAAAAAGUAGCAUCCUAGUCUUUUAUUACAUAGAGGUGGCUCUUCCUCUUUUGGGGGUGGAGAUAAUUAUAUUCUCCUUGCACUAUUGAAGCUGGAUACAGUGACUUCCUUAACAUGAACGUUCAAAAGAAAAAAAUCAGUGCAAGCAUGCUUUCAUGGCACAACCUUGCAUGCAUAGGUUAAUAGGUGUUCAUCCAGUCCUCAUGUACUUUGAGGUGACCUGAGAUGUUUAAUGCAAACAAAGGUCAGGGUGUGUCUUGAAAAGAUAGCCAUUAAAUAAGCAAACUGCAGCUGAGUAGAUCUAGAUCGAAUGCCUUAUGAAUUGCUCUGACUGUAUUAAGUCUGGCAAUACAGGAUGGUCUUUAAGAUACUUUUUAUUGGAGCUUUGUUUUUAAUCUUUAUGAGAUUUUUUUUUUAAGUCUUUUAAAACUUUUCUCCCUUUAGAAUUGAUAAGGAAUCUAGAGCUAGAUUUGAGCUGUCAAGGAAAGGAAGAUCCAGAAUGGCUUUACUUGCCCUUCUUGCUCAAUGGGUUAAGAGUUCAGCCAGUGCAGCUCUCUUGCACAGAUGAAAUGCAAAGCUGUGAUCUUCUCCUUCCCUACCUACGCCCUUCCCCCAGUCUGAGUAUUUUAUACAGUCUAUUUUUAAUCUGUCUGUCUUCUUUCUACCCAUUUAUUUUAUCUAUUCUGAUAAAAAUGAAAUCUUCCAGCUGUUUAUGGCCUUUUGGACAGCUAUUUGGCAACUUGGUAGCGAAACAAAUUCAUAAAAAGAUUCCAGUAAGAAAAAAUGAGUGGCAACUAUGAGAACAUUGAGGAGCGAGGCUGGCAGCAAGCCUCUUUCAAGAUGAGUAGAUGUCUGGAUUUAAUAGUAAAAUAUAAAUUAAGCAGAUGUUUUCGAAAUUAAUCUUUAAUAUGUCAAACCAUAUCUCUGUUUCUGUUAUGUAUUUCUUCACAUUUUCUUUCUGUAGCUUGUUAAAGAAAAACUACUUUGAAAACUUUAGGAACUCCUUGUCAGCAUUAAGGGAUGGAAUUGAAGAAUUGGUUAUUUCUCAGUUUUGACCCAACAAAUUGCUUUGCAUGAUGCAAACCAUAACUUCUACAGAGGAAUGGUGACUUUAACAACAAAGGUCUCCUAUGUAUUCCACUUUAUUUUAGGGGACUAGAUUGUAAAUCUACACUCAGCCCAAAACCAAUCGGCUCGCUUUAAAACGUCAGAUCCUGAUGGUAUGUAGUUGGCUUUACAACCACCGUGUUCUUUACUGUAGAUCCUUUAGAUCCUACUACAUACCUAAAGAGCCUUUUCUUUUUAAAAUGAGUUAAUUUGUUCAAACAAACAACUUCAGUUUUUAAAGUUAAUGCUUCAUUUCUUUUUCUCCUUACAGAGGUUUUUGAGCUUACAGUAAUAUCAAGAGGUUAAAAAGGAAGGAAAAUCAUGAAUUGCCUCAAAAGUAGCAGAUUUUAAAGGCUCAUGUUUAAGUAGAAGUAGCUCUGUUUAUAGUCUGAUUCUGUAUUUCUAUUAGUAGGAUCUUUCAGAUGGCGGACAACAUAUUUUUCUAGUCUUCUCUAGCCCUGUCUUGCAGAGUUGGGAUUUCUUUUUUCCCCUCGCUUCUCCCAAUAGUGUGGUCUCUGAAGCUCGUGCAGCAGGACCCAGUGCUGCUCACGACCCAAGCACUGCUCUAGGCUGAGCCAUGCGAGGCACCCAAGGCGUUCACUGACCUUCUGGAAGUGCCGAAGACACGAGAGAUCUCAGUUUACAAUGCUGCUGGUGGUACCACUAGCAGAUGUUUACAGCCUGACUGUAAAACAAGGAUUUAGUUCUGCUUUUUCUCCAAUUUCGAAUAUACCUUUCUCAUAGCUUGAUUGCAUGUCAGAUGUAACUGUAUUUUUAUGCCUACACCUCUGUUGGCUGCUUGUCAUUUGUCUGCUGCCCAGAGCGGAACUGUAACGCAUGUACUCCGGAGGCGGUGCUGUGUGACGUCUGUGAAGUGGCGCUGCUCCAUCCUCCACUAAAGGUUUGUCUUUGUGAAAUGUCGCAGCAACAGUGACGGCAAAAACCAUCCGAUGGGGUUGCGCUGCCUGGCUGCUGGUGUCUGUCUGCAGUGAUGUGAAGCUGAUUCAGCUUCCUAUGUACAAACUUAUUACGGUUUCUCUUUCAUAAGCCUCCUGAAAUAGCUUGUAGCAGGUUAAGCUUUAUUUCAGUCCAUUCGAUCAACAGUAUUGUGAUGUGUACAUGCACGUUCUCCUCAGCUGUGUGGUUUGCCUAGGAGAAAACUGGUUUAUUUAUGUAUCACUUGCAGCUACAAUCAGCAUGAGCCAUUUGUUUUGUUCUUCUGGUUUUAUUUUUGUAUCUCUUGAGACUUCAUGUUCUAAAUUAAACUAAACAGCCAGGGUCCUACUCGGGCAGAAGCUUUUGGUAAUGUUUUUUCUUACAGUUGAGGAGAUGGUGACAGAAAGUUGCUGUCUCUUUUUUUGCUGUGCUAUAGAGAGGCAACAAUACACUACAACUCCCAGGGAGGUGUUAAUAGAACAUAGUAAAAACCAACAUAAUGGCAGAAAGCGUGACUGCAGCCACAAAACCAGUAUACCAACAGAUCUUGGUUUGACCAGCAAAUCAGUAUUUUUUUAAUGACUCGUCUGAAUCAGAACGCUUUACUACAUCUUCUGGAGGAGACAAUGAAGUGAGGGCAUUUUCUUUUGCAAAGCUUCUGUUUUAUUGGAUUUUACUUUUUUUAGAGUAGGUGGCUGGGAAGUUUCUGCGGUUUGGUAGAAUUCAUGCAAUCAAACUGCAUGUGUGAAGCAAGUGUUUGAGUUACUUUUUUUUUUAUCCUCCCUCCAAUUCUUUUCUGGCCUGAUCAUAAAGUCUGUAAGCAGAGGCAUUGAGCGCAGCCUGCAGGAACUGAGGGUCCUGUCUGAGGGAAGAUACAGCCCUGAAUCUGAGUGAGUGUGUGGGUUGGCAAGGCUUUAGCGUCACUGUGUGACACUGGUGUGCUUCACCUGUUGGGUGGAUGAACAGGGCUCCGCUUCCCUUUCAAUCCCACACCAUGUUUUAACCAUUUUAAAUCGUACAAGCAAAUUGUCAGGAGAGAGCCCGGUAGGUGAAGUGACUGCCACAACAAUUGGACGUUGCAGUGUUUGGUUUAAAUCUCCUAAUGUUUCAAAUGGUUUUAGUUCUUUGUAUGGCUUCAACUUUGGAAAAUACAGAGCAGCUGGAUUCCUACAGGUCUUCUGAUACAAGAAAACCUUCAAGACAUUCUAACUAAAUGCCACUUGUAAAAGAGUGCAAGUCUUGGAGAUGCAUGUUCCCAGACCAGGAACCUAAUCCUGCGAGUUAAGGAUUACUUUAAAAUGUUCCAUUUGUGUCUCGAAACCGUUUCAAGAAGUGCUUGGCCAGCUCUCCCUUGUGGUUCAGACCUCGAGGAUAAUGCUGCUGCUUUUAUUUUCCAGGCCAGGCUGUGCAACAUUCCAUGAGUUCAUAGUGUAUUUAUCAGUGUAAUGAUCUGUGCAAUAAUUUAACAAGUGUAGGUAAAACCUUUGUUGUUUAAUCCAGGAUACAUUUAAAGAUACAGUCAUCCUCUCGGUGAACAGGAGUCUACCAAGAUAUUUCAGUUCUCACCUUACUUGGGCAAUACUAAAUUUCAAUAACCCCAUUGAGAAAGGCUUGAGCAAUCAGUGAUUGAUUUAAAUAGAAAUCAAGAAACAUUUCAAUGUCCGUUAUUAGAAUUGAAUUGUGAUGACUUAGCAUCCUUUAGCUGUAGAGCCCUCCUUCAUUUUCAUGCCAGCAGAGACCUGGUCAUUAUGGACUACUGUAUCUUUAAUUUUCCUGAUGUGUUUUUUGUGAAGUUCACAGGAAUGGCAAUUUCGGUGAACACUAUUCAUUGUUCUGUAGAGUGGUACCGGACUUGAACUGCGGUGUCAUCUUUUAAAAAGCAUUAUAAUAAAGCAAAGAGAUAUGGAGCAGGAUGGUGUUCAGCCCUUCUUUGGGAGACUUCAGUUCCUUUUAAACCCAGUGGCAUUAGUGUAGCUUUUGUGUGAUGCUAGUUACAUGGUUAGCGUCACGGAUAAACUCAAAGUGGGAUGCUUUGUGAUUAAGAAAGUGGAAAAGUAUUCUUACUAUAUGAGUAUAAAAUUGUCUGGUUGGAGGAGACUGCAUGAGGCUAUGUCCUGAUGGGCCCAUGUCGUGCAUGUUCUUCAAUGCCAGCAAAGAGGGAUCAGGGAAGCUGCCAC
This is a messenger RNA of Cuculus canorus (common cuckoo), 6417 nucleotides long. It is a transcript of the gene ARFGAP1, whose product is annotated as ADP ribosylation factor GTPase activating protein 1. Gene Ontology annotation, molecular function: GTPase activator activity. The coding region runs from base 734 to 2032 and encodes 432 amino acids. Gene Ontology annotation, biological process: regulation of endocytosis; regulation of ARF protein signal transduction. The transcript is spliced from 18 exons. Lineage: Eukaryota; Metazoa; Chordata; Aves; Cuculiformes; Cuculidae. The record is from RefSeq and is a predicted model, not a curated record. Gene Ontology annotation, cellular component: Golgi membrane.